AAAAAAUUAUGUGAAACCAGAGACUUGCAGAAACCAAGGGAGAAUUAUGGGUAUCUGUGGCACUCUGAUUCUUGAUUGCACCUCGAAUGGCAUCCCACCGCCCCAUGUCCCCCCUGCAUUUCAUUUUUAUAUUUCCCUUUUUCUCAAAAGAUAAAAUCAACCAUGUAAUUCCCAAAAGAAGGUGCCACAUCACACAUGCCACCCCCACCCCUACCAUCUAUAUAAGUAACCAAACACUUCUAAAGCCCAAAAUAUUAUAGCUCGCGAUCUGAAUCAGUUUCCGUACUACUACUACUACGCUACUUAGAGAAACAACGAGAGAAAACAAGAAAUGUCUUCCAACGACAAUAAAGUUGAAGUGAGUAAGGGCAGAGAGGAAGAUGAAGCAGAAUUCGAGAAGGAAGAGUCGGUGCCCACUGUGACAAGCAAAUUGUUCUUGAAACCCAGUGAGAACCAGAAGCCUGGGAAUAUGGAUAAAGAAGUGGUUCUGCGGCGAAUUCGUCACCGGAGAAGGGUCAACAAGGUCCGAGCCGCUGUGGGCUCCUUUUUCAGCUCACCUUUCUCCACCGACCACCAUAGAAAGUGGCUCGACGAUCCAUUUGCCGCCUUAAACGAUGUGGUUUGGCAACACUGAAUUCUCACCUUCGUCUCUCAACGCACUAGACUGAAGAUGGAGCACUCUCAUCCCUGUCACUGUAGCUCACUGGUCACUGAUGUGGCACCCAAACUCCCUUCAUCUUUCGGCUCCGGUCUCUGUCACUGUCUCUGGUAUUGCCAUCAAGCUCGUCGUCGUUCUCUCAGAUCGGGUCUCUCUCACGGUCUCGCGCGCCUUUCUUGCCCUCGUUGUCGCCGGCGACAGAAGCAGCAGGUCCCAGCGCUUCCUCCUCGCCGUCAGCUUCCUUUGCACAACCAGAAGUUGGUCCCAAUUAGGUGAGUUUCAACAAAUUUUCCUUUUUUUUCUUUUCUGUUUUGUUGCUGUCUUUGAUUUUGUUGCUGCAAAUAUCAAUGAAUUAGUUUCUUUGUUGUUGAAAAUAAUCAUCGACAUGAAUUUGUUACUGAUUAUGAACCUUGAAUAAUUUGUUGAUGAAAAUUCACUGAGUUAGUUUUUUUUUUGCUGAAAAAUCAUUGAGAUGAAUUUGUUAUUGAUAACAUUAGCUGAAUUUUGAAUUUGUUGCUGUUCAACUCAAAUAAUUACUUAACUAAAUCAUUUUGUUGCUGAAAAUCAUCAUUGAGUUAAAUUUGUUAGUGAUUGUACUUUGAAUUUGUUAUUUAAAUUUUGGAUUUUAAUUAGUAGUGAAUUGAGGAUGAUAGAAUAUUUUCAAGGAAUCAAUUAAAUCUAUUUAUUUCACUCAGACAAGAUAUCUUUUAUCGUUCAAUGUGUUGUUUAUCCAAUUCCUAGUUAUUAACUUAUAGUUUUCUAAAAUGACAAUCUACCUUCUAGAAUUUGUUACUGCACAAGCAUGAUUUAGGAUAAUAAACUUGCUUAUUUGUUUGGUUAGAAUAGGCCUCUUUUGUAUUCAUCUAAUUAGAAUAUUGUUGUUGAUUUUGGGUAUAAUAUGCGUAAAUUCUUUCUGAAGAUAUCUAGCUCUCAGUAUCAUGGCAUUCUGUCCUGCUUCCCUUUUGUAAUUUUGUAAUUAUAUCAAUAGCAUCUCAACAUGUAAUAGAUGUUGGCAUCGAAGUAAGUUUUCCCUUA
Molecule: messenger RNA, 1693 nt
Organism: Arachis ipaensis
Lineage: Eukaryota; Viridiplantae; Streptophyta; Magnoliopsida; Fabales; Fabaceae
Source: RefSeq, a predicted model, not a curated record